This is a messenger RNA of Cladophialophora yegresii CBS 114405, 339 nucleotides long. RefSeq lists its product as uncharacterized. NCBI's taxonomy places the organism in Eukaryota, Fungi, Ascomycota, Eurotiomycetes, Chaetothyriales, Herpotrichiellaceae. The record is from RefSeq and is a predicted model, not a curated record. The transcript has a single exon. Bases 1 to 339 code for a protein of 112 amino acids.
AUGCGCCCUUCCCUAGCUCUGCAGCUUUCAAAAGUGCAGUUGACACUGUUCACACGCGCCACCUGCGGACUCUGCGAUGUAGCUAAGUCGCGCGUCGUCGAAUUCAAUAAGAAACAAUCCGAGCCGGUCAAAUACUCGGAGGUCGAUAUCAUGGAACCAGGUCAUCAAAAGUGGAAGGAUGCUUACGAUUUCGAUGUACCGGUGCUACACAUCGAUCGCAUCCCGGAGACGGGCAAAGACUUUGAACCCAGUCUCGACGCCGCCUGCAAACUUAUGCACCGCUUUACCGUGGAGGAAGUGGACAAGGCUGUUCGCCAGGUCGAAGAUGGUUCGUCAUAA